GUCAACCUUUUGUUUACAAAAUUGGAAUUGCAUUUAAAAUCAAAGUUGUCGAUGGGAAUGGCCAGACAAUAGUGUGACGAGAAUAUUCCUCCAUUUUGAAUUAGAUCGAAAGAUUCAGAAACACAUCUUGGAGAGUAAAAAUGAACCCAACAGAAAUGCCAGCUACAUUCGAAGAUGCCACAUCAAAUAUACCGAAAAAGAAAGUUAAAACAAAAGAGAAGAAAGUCAAGGUACCAGAUCCAUCUGUUAAAGCCUUGAAAAGAAUUCAGGCAGAUGUUCGCCGUGAAUUGAUCAACUGUGAACCAGGUGAUGAAUUGGAAACGUUGGUUCAAACGUUGCAGCAUAACGCUCACGGACAGCAAGCGAAGAAAGAUGUAUUGGCAGCAUUUCGAGCCUACUAUCCAUCAGGAAUAUUUAAAGACGAUCAACUGCAUCUGUUCGGUUCGACGGUGAUGGGACUUGCAUUUAAGGAUUCGGAUUUGGACUUCUACGUCGAACUACCAAACUGCGAACAGCACAGAUCCAAGAAGGCUCAGCUUAAAGUGAUUCGGAAUAUUCUAGAGUCCUCCAAAGAGUUUGCCAAUUUUGAAUCGAUUACAAAACCACGCGUUCCAAUUAUAAAAUGCAUUCACCUUGGUACACCCACUAACUGUGACUUCAACUGCUCCAAUCGAUUCGGCAGUCUUAACAGUCCGAUUGUUGCGCAUCUUUUAAACUUUGACCAUCGCAUUCACAAAUUGGCCAUCAUCAUAAAAUAUUGGACGAAAAUCCACGAUUGUGCUGGUGUAAAUCGCAUAUCGAACUAUGCUGUCGUGUGGAUGCUGCUAUAUUAUUUGCAAACAUUGCCGCAACCGAUUGUACCGCCGAUCCAUGUAUUUCAGCGAGAUGUACCUCCAUCAAUGGUUUCGCAUUACAACUUUGCUUUCGACUAUUCGAUACCGAAUCAAACGGAAAACCAAAACCAAUGGCCGGAGUUACUGCUUGGUUUCUUCAAAUUUUACCGUGAUUUUGACUACGAUUCGCAAUUGAUUUGCCCGCUGUAUGGCAAAACAUUUUCCAAAACGGAUGUUAAGGCGAAAAAGGUAAUCGAACUGCAACGCUAUGAGCGAAUUUUAUCGACCGAUCGUACCGAGAAACCAAUACGACUGGACAGAAAAGCUCUGUGCAUACAAGACCCAUUUGAGAUUACACGUAAGGUUCCCGGCGAUAUUUCGAUCAAAAACUUUCGAAAGAUCGUUUCGAAAAUUGGACGCGCAGCUGAGAUCGUUGAAUGCGAACUAGAAAAGGGUGACAUAAAAUCGCUGUUUCUACAAAUAUUUGACGUUGCCAAAUUCGAUCAGUAUGUUAAACAGAAGUUCAUCCAAGAAGAAUUGGAGAGACGGUCGAAUGUGGCCAAUGAAAGUAAAGAGAAAAAAAUGAUAAAACAACACCGCAAAGUGGUACAACAAACGAUUGAUACGGAGCGCAAUGAAUGUUCGUCGAUGCCGAAUAUAUCGAUCGCAUCAAUUGUUCCCGGAAAUGAAGACCUUGGAAAAAUCACAUUGCAGUUAAAACCGACAGAUUUCGUUUUGAAUAAGAUCGACAAGCACAAGAUCCAAAGAAAAUGGGCUAAAGAAGUCAUCGAGAUGAUUGGCGAUGUAGCACGGGACAUUUUUUGUUUAGACUUACACGACAAAGCUUCAGAUGAAUUUGCAAAGAAAUUCGAUUUGGUUGGAGCGCGUAAUGUAUUUUUGAACCGAAACACAGAAUCUUGUGCUAAAACAUGGAACGAAGAAGUGAUUGACUCGACAGAUCGUUUCAAUCAACCGUCGGAGAUUAUUCCUUUGAGUAUAUCGGUUGAGAUCACCGCCGAUGUGAAUUUUGAUUAUGUUUCCGUUGAAUUCAAUGAUGAAAUCAAGGCGAAAACGAACAAUUUCUACGGAAUAUUCUGUGCGCAUUUCGUGGAGCAUAUUGACUAUUUUCUCAAAAUUUAUUCCGUUCGUCGUAAUAAAACGGUCAAAUCUAACAUUGCCAACGCGAGUCGAGCAACAGUUAAAAUGACUACUAAACCAGCAGCACAACAUUUGUCGAAAUUAUCGAUCCCACCGAUUGUCUCUCAAAAUUCACAAAGUUCGACAACCACAUUACAAUUGAAACCAAACGAAUUUACAUUGGCCAUGGUUCGUGGUGUAUUGCUGAAAAACGACAAGUGUAGUAACGGAGCCGCCAGAAGUGAAUCAGUCCAAGAAUUAUGGGCUCGAGAAGUUAUCAAAAUGAUUGCCGACAUAUUAAGCGUCAUUUUCCGAUUCGAACUGCAGAAUGAUAUAUCCCACGCCUAUUUGCGUAGGUUCGAUUUAACCGGAAUGGGGGAUGCGUCUGAUCGAAUAUUUUUGCGGCGAAGUCAGAAGAAAUCAGUUGGUGCCGACACAUGGAUCGACGAAAUGAGAGAUUCGUCAAAUCGUUUCAAUUCGAAAUCAUUGCUUGAUGUUCCGUUAAAAGUAUCGGCUAAAAUCGUCGCUGAUACUGAAAAUUUUGAUUUUGUUUCCAUUGAAUUCAUUGAUCAAAUCAAGACAAAGAAACGAAAUUUCUACCGAAUAUUCUGUAGGCAUUUCAUUGAUCGUAUUGACUAUUUUCUGAAAGUUUAUUUUGUUCAUCGUAAUGAAAUGGCCAAAUCUGCCACUGGAAAUUCAAAUCCAGCACAAAUGAAACCAACCCCAGAAUCAACAACACUGGAAAAAUCAACUUCGGCGUUACCGUCAAGCACUACAAUUGUUUCUCAAAAUGCACAACAUCCGAAAGACACACUCCAGUUAGAGCCGACCAAACGUAUGCUGUUCGUCAUUAGAGAUAUGCUUUCAAAAUCCGUGAACGGCGUUGACAAUGUAUCAGUGAAACAACACUGGGCUGAAACAGUCAUCGAAUUCACUGCGCAAAUACUGAGCGACAUUUUCAAAUUAGGAGUUCAUCCCAAGACACACGAUCGAUUCCAGAAAAUGUUUACUGUGAGCGGAGCUUGUGAUGUCUUUUUCGCACGAAAGCAGCAAAAGCUAAUUGAUGGUAACACUUUGCACCUUGAGCUGCAUGAGACUAUGUACCGUUUUGUUUGCUUCACAAAACCUAUGGUAAUGUUCGCUAAAAUUUCAACUGAUGUUAAAAAUUUCAAUUCGGUUUCCAUCGAGUUCAGCGAUGAAUUGAGAACAUGCGACGACAAUUUCUAUAAAACAUUUUGCCAACAGUUUAAAGACAACAUUGACUACCUAUUGGACGUUUAUUUUGUUCAUCGACAUGAAAUGAUUUUGAUGUCAGACACGCUCCAAUGUAAAUUCGUUAAAUACGAACCACCCAGCGAUUUCUUGUAAUUAGAUACAUUUACAGCAUAAAAGCAU
Molecule: messenger RNA, 3365 nt
Organism: Bradysia coprophila
Lineage: Eukaryota; Metazoa; Arthropoda; Insecta; Diptera; Sciaridae
Molecular function (GO): RNA uridylyltransferase activity
Source: RefSeq, a predicted model, not a curated record